AAAUGGCACAGAGUGAAGCAAACCAUGAUUUGAUCGUUUCCUCCAGCAGGUGGCAGUAUGCCCCUUAAAACGUCUGUUUGCUGAGCUCUGUUAUACUGGAGAAGAAGAAGAAGAAGAAGUUAGCCAGUCGGCCACCUCGGUAGCUUGCCAGACAAUAUAACCGAACCAGUAAAGCUCUUUAGACGGUUUAAUGUAUAUUAGCCACUGUGUUUUGAACACACUUCUGUCAAUCUAGCUAAUUAUAUAAUUUCAUUGCCUAUUUACGUUGUUAUUGUUAUUAGUUAGCUAACGGUAGCUGGCUGGUUAAGUUAGCAUUAGCCUUGUUAGCUAACUGUUAUCCCUCAUCCCCGACCAUGAGUUCACCAAGCUACUCGCCUCCUGAUGAAGAGGAGGAGGAGGAGGUCUGCUGGACGGAGAAAGAGGGUCUGUGGCUGAACGUUGUCGUGAAAGAGGAAGAGCAGGAUGUUACAGUGAAAGAGGAAGAGGCUUUUUCAGUGAAAGAGGAAGAGGAGGAUGAGGCUUUUACAGUGAAAGAAGAAGAGGAAGACUCGUUCAGAGUGAAAGAGGAAGAGGAAGCCGAGGAGACGGGAGGAGAGAGACGUGACUAUAGUGGAUCCUCUGGGGAGCCUCAACAACAUCAUGAUGCUGAAGAGGCAGAGAAGAGUCUCUCCAGAGCAGAACACCUCAAGAAACCCCAGCAGAGACCCACAGGGAAGAAUCCUCACUGCUGCUCUGACUGCGGGAAAGGUUGCAAAUCUUCAUCAGAACUUAAAAUACACCAGAGAACACACACAGGAGAGAAACCUUAUAGCUGUGGUCAAUGUGGGAGGAGUUUUACUAUAUCAAGCCAUUUGACUUCACACCAGAGAACACACACAGGAGAGAAACCUUAUAGCUGUGAUCAAUGUGAGAAGUGUUUUACUAUAUCAAGCCAUCUGACUUCACACCAGAGAACACACACAGGAGAGAAACCUUAUAGCUGUGAUCAAUGUGGGAAGAGUUUUGCUGCAUCAAGCAAUCUGACUUCACACCAGAGAACACACACAGGAAAGAAACCUUAUAGCUGUGAUCAAUGUGGGAUGAGUUUUGCUGCCUCAAGCAAUCUGACAAGACACCAGAGAAUACACACAGGAGAGAAACCUUAUAGCUGUGAUCAAUGUGGGAAGUGUUUUACUAUAUUGAGCUCUCUGACUUCACACCAGAGAACACACACAGGAGAGAAACCUUAUAGCUGUGAUCAAUGUGGGAAGAGUUUUACUAUAUCAAGCUCUCUGACUUCACACCAGAGAAUACACACAGGAGAGAAACCUUAUAGCUGUGAUCAAUGUGGGAAGUGUUUUACUAUAUCAAGCUCUCUGACUUCACACCAGAGAACACACACAGGAGAGAAACCUUAUAGCUGUGAUCAAUGUGGGAAGUGUUUUACUAUAUCAAGCCAUCUGACUUCACAUCAGAGAACACACACAGGAGAGAAACCUUAUCUCUGUGAUCAAUGUGACAAGAGAUACUCCGAUAAAAGAUCUCUGAUUAAACAUCAGAAAAUACAUGAAGAAGUUGUUUCAUGAUAUCAAUGAAAUAAUGUCACAAUGUAGAAUGUCUUAACAUUGUAGUAGGAGUAGUUUAAUGAUGUCACAAUGUAGAAUGUUUUAACAUUGUAGUAGGAGUGUUAUAAUGAUGUCACAAUGUAGAAUGUUUUAACAUUGUAGUAGGAGUGUUUUAAUGAUGUCACAAUGUAGAAUGUUUUAACAUUGUAGUAGGAGUAUUUGAAUGAUGUCACAAUGUAGAAUGUUUUAACAUUGUAGUGGGAGUGUUUUAAUGAUGUCACAAUGUAGAAUGUUUUAACAUUGUAGUAGGAGUAUUUGAAUGAUGUCACAAUGUAGAAUGUUUUAACAUUGUAGUAGGAGUAUUUGAAUGAUGUCACAAUGUAGAAUGUUUUAACAUUGUAGUAGGAGUGUUUUAAUGAUGUCACAAUGUAGAAUGUUUUAACAUUGUAGUAGGAGUGUUUUAAUGAUGUUACAAUGUAGAAUGUCUUAACAUUGUAGUAGCAGCACUUCAACAUUCAAAAUGUAGCCAGUGGUUUUCUACAAGUUGAAAAAGCUGCUUGUUUAAAAAAAUACAUGUAAUUGAUAAUUGUUGCAGAUGUUUGUGUAUAAACACACAUGAAAGCAGUACAAUAAAUUGGACUAUAAUCCAUUUUUAUUAACAA
This is a messenger RNA of Oncorhynchus nerka (sockeye salmon), 2206 nucleotides long. RefSeq names its product zinc finger protein 501-like. The record is from RefSeq and is a predicted model, not a curated record. Gene Ontology annotation, biological process: regulation of transcription by RNA polymerase II. Gene Ontology annotation, molecular function: RNA polymerase II cis-regulatory region sequence-specific DNA binding; DNA-binding transcription factor activity. The transcript is spliced from 2 exons. The coding region runs from base 354 to 1565 and encodes 403 amino acids. Lineage: Eukaryota; Metazoa; Chordata; Actinopteri; Salmoniformes; Salmonidae.